AUGAGUGUGUUUCUCUCGACCUGCAGAGGGUUUGGAGAUCCGACUUUCAAGAGUCCGGAUCCGAUAGUGAUCGUCACCCCCGACGUGAAAACCGUGGACCUGGUUCCCGAAGACUGGGCCUGUGUCCUGGGAAGCGAUGGCAUCUUUGAUGCUCUCAGCGACCAGGAGGUUGCAGACGUUGUUUGGCGUGCCAUGGCCGGUCACGGCAAGGAUGCCGUGAGGGCUGCCAGGGAAGUGGUGCAGACGGCCCUGCGCAAGGGAAGCCGCGACAAUGUGACUGCUGUCAUUAGCCGAUUUGGCUGGGCCAGCCCCCCGGAAAUGGACUCGACGGUGGCUGCAGUGAUAUCUUCCUCAGGGCUGGAGAACACUGCCUUCACUGCCCCCGUGGAGCCAUCUGAUGAUGUCAACAUGUUCGGGUGA
Symbiodinium sp. CCMP2456 is the source of this 420-nucleotide messenger RNA. NCBI's taxonomy places the organism in Eukaryota, Dinophyceae, Suessiales, Symbiodiniaceae. The record is from the annotation of a GenBank genome assembly.